Plectropomus leopardus (leopard coralgrouper) is the source of this 545-nucleotide messenger RNA. NCBI's taxonomy places the organism in Eukaryota, Metazoa, Chordata, Actinopteri, Perciformes, Serranidae. The record is from RefSeq and is a predicted model, not a curated record.
CCGUCCCUCUGUCCUCUGGUGUAUGUACUUUAACAUGGCUGACGGUUUGGGGCUGGAGGUUGAAGGUCACAACCUCCCGUCUAACGUGUACGUGUGCUCUGGACCUGACGGCGCUCUGGGACACGAUCACGCCAUCAGACAGGCCGAGUCCAUCUUCCAGAAGAUUCUUCCCGAGGAGGACUUCUGUCCCCCGGCCCCUAACCCCGAGGACAUCAUCUACGACGGAGACAACACUUCCUCCCCCACAGGAGAGCAGGAGUUGGACGGAGAGCAGGAGGAGAAAGAGGAGGAGAGACGGGAGGAGAAAGAGGAGGAGAAAGAGGAGGAGCAGAGCCUCCAGAAUAAGGAGUAACGUACAAAUCAACACUCAGCCUCCAUGAAGCCAAAAGCUCCUGCAGUGAAUUGUGGGUUCAAGUUGCCUUCAUUUAUCGUCUGAAAUCUUUGUUAUUAUUAUUUUUUUAUCGUUUGUUAUUUUUCUGCUUCCUGUCUUACUGAAAUGUUGUCAACAGAAUUUGCUCCGUGGAAACAUUAAAGCUGCAACAUGA